AUGUUAUCUCUUCAUCACGACGGUUGCUUCGAACCUUUCAAGCCUCUUAUCGCCGUCACUCUUGCCGACAAAGCCAAAUCCAAUCAAGAAAUGUUGAAGUUCAUUGAAGAAGAAUUCGGCAGCCCCCCAACGCCUUUACCAUUCAUACCGACCCCGCCGAGGACCGGCACCACAUCUAGCCUCACCAAUUCUUCCGACCUGCUUCGUCACUUCAUGCCCAGGCUCAGACAAGAAUUGCAGGGAUUGAUGUACAAUAAUGUCCCAGGUUUGGUAGAGCGUUUCAUCCAGCAGCAUACCUUCGAUCCUGCUUUGCGCCUGGAACCCGACGAAAGCUUUAUUGACGAAAAGUAUGAAGAAACCUUGAAAGACACAACGGAGGGCUCUAUGUUGGAUUGGUUCACUUCUUUUUUUGAUCAGGUCGUCAAACAAAGCCCACAAAUUCGGAAUUCUCGUACUUGGAAGAGUCAACCUACCAUUCCUUUGAAGGGUCUAGAAGCGAUACGCAAGUUGGAUGGUGCAAUCAUGUCCGUGAACUUGGAAAACGAAAAUCGCAUUGAAGAUGUUAUGAUCCCUCUCGAGCUCAAGAUGAACAAAUCAGAUGCCUCAAAGGCUGCCAUGUCCUUGGCCAAAUACGUCUGCCACCUCUUCAAAGCUCAGCCCACCCGAAUCUUUGUCAUUGGGUUUGCCCUGUGCGGAACCUGGAUGCAGCUCUGGCAGUUUGACAGGUCCGGAGCAAUUGGCUCUGAAUUCUUUGACAUCAAAGCGAACAAAAAAAACCUCAAAAAGUUCUUCACUCUCAUUUCAUGGUCAUUGACGUGCGAUAAGCGACUCCUCGGCUUUGAUCCAACCUUCAUUGUCGAUGAAAGUCCUGUCAUCCGAAUCCAAACCCAGGCCGGAGAAUUUGUAAUAGACGAACCCGAAAACCCCAUCUUCCGAGCGUCGGGAAUCUGUGGACGUGGCACAACCUGCUGGAAGGCCCAUCUCGCUGGAGAUGAACGUCAGAAAUUUCUGAUCAAAGACUCAUGGCAACCUGACCACCGGAGGGAAGAAGGACUUAUGCUUCGCGAUGUGACUCAGAAAAACGUACAUCAUGUGGCCCGGUAUUAUCAUCAUGAAGACGUCCAUGUGUCCGGGCAAAGAGUCGACAUAGAAUCUCACGUUCGGGGGGGUACCAAUUUCCAAAGCGGCCAAACAAUCCAAAUCAACGAAAUGCCCGAUGAUGCACAAGUGCUAAAUCAGUUUAUCAAUCGGGUUCAUAGACGGUUGGUUCUCAAAGACGUGGGGAAACCCAUUUCCGAAGCCAAUUCUCCCGUUGAGCUGUUGGAGGCCCUCGAAGGCUGUAUUAAAGGGCAUCAGGCCUUAUUAAACGCUGGAUAUCUUCAUAGAGACAUCUCGAUUAACAAUCUCAUGAUAGACAACCAGACAGCCGAUUCGGAUCGAAAAGCCUUCCUGAUCGACCUAGAUGUGGCUAUUCCCUAUGAUGUAUCAAAUAAAGACUACACAAGAACCGGCACAAAAGUUUUUCUGUCAAUCAGUUUGCUUCAAAAAUGCAAUCCGCACGAUUUUGCGGAUGAUCUGGAAUCAUUCUUUUGGGUUAUGAUAUGGAUCUGUAUCCAUUUUCCUCGCAAAGAAAGGAAACAAACAAGUGUGACAUCAUGGAAUGAGCAGAUCCCGGAAAACUUAGGGUCCAUCAAGAAAGAUCUCCUCAGUGAACCCAGCAGACUUACAAACGAUUUCACGGCCCGAUACAAACAAUCUCAGCCUCUCAUCCAGUGUGUCCACGAUUUUGCCAAAAUCAUGCAAGAUCCCGCUGUCAGAAAAAAGAACUCCGCACAUCUUUAUGGUGAAAUAUUAAAUAUCUUUCAACAGGCUCGGGGAAAGCUCAGCCAGUCAUCAGUCUAA
Messenger RNA from Puccinia graminis f. sp. tritici CRL 75-36-700-3, 1902 nucleotides. RefSeq names its product FunK1A. The transcript has a single exon. Bases 1 to 1902 code for a protein of 633 amino acids. Gene Ontology annotation, biological process: protein phosphorylation. The record is from RefSeq and is a predicted model, not a curated record. Lineage: Eukaryota; Fungi; Basidiomycota; Pucciniomycetes; Pucciniales; Pucciniaceae. Gene Ontology annotation, molecular function: protein kinase activity.